Pteropus alecto (black flying fox) is the source of this 1152-nucleotide messenger RNA. RefSeq names its product olfactomedin 2 (gene OLFM2). Gene Ontology annotation, biological process: signal transduction. The transcript is spliced from 4 exons. Lineage: Eukaryota; Metazoa; Chordata; Mammalia; Chiroptera; Pteropodidae. The coding region runs from base 22 to 1152 and encodes 376 amino acids. The record is from RefSeq and is a predicted model, not a curated record.
GUCCAGAACGUCUCCCAGUCCAUGGAGGUCCUUGAGUUGCGGACGUACCGUGACCUCCAGUAUGUGCGCAGCAUGGAGACCCUCAUGCGGAGCCUGGACGCACGGCUCCGGGGGGCCGAUGGGUCCCUCUCAGCCAAGAGCUUCCAGGAGUUGAAGGACAGGAUGACAGAGCUGUUGCCCCUGAGCUCAGUGCUGGAGCAGUACAAGGCGGACACACGGACUAUCGUGCGCCUGCGGGAGGAGGUGAGGAAUCUGUCCGGCAGCCUCGCAGCCAUCCAGGAGGAGAUGGGCGCCUAUGGGUACGAGGACUUGCAGCAGCGGGUGAUGGCUCUGGAGGCCCGGCUCCAUGCCUGCGCCCAGAAGCUGGGCUGUGGGAAGCUGACUGGGGUCAGUAACCCCAUCACCGUUCGGGCCAUGGGGUCCCGUUUUGGCUCCUGGAUGACUGACACGAUGGCCCCCAGUGCGGACAGCCGGGUCUGGUACAUGGAUGGCUAUUACAAGGGCCGGCGUGUCCUGGAGUUCCGCACUCUGGGAGACUUCAUCAAAGGUCAGAACUUUAUCCAGCACCUGCUGCCCCAGCCGUGGGCGGGCACGGGCCACGUGGUGUACAAUGGCUCCCUGUUCUACAACAAGUACCAGAGCAACGUGGUGGUCAAGUACCACUUCCGCUCGCGCUCCGUGCUGGUGCAGAGGAGCCUCCCGGGCGCCGGUUACAACAACACCUUCCCCUAUUCUUGGGGCGGCUUCUCCGACAUGGACUUCAUGGUGGAUGAGAACGGGCUCUGGGCCGUGUACACCACCAACCAGAACGCGGGCAACAUCGUGGUCAGCCGGCUGGACCCGCACACCCUCGAGGUCACGCGGUCCUGGGACACCGGCUACCCCAAGCGGAGCGCGGGCGAGGCCUUCAUGAUCUGUGGCGUGCUCUACGUGACCAACUCCCACCUGGCCGGCGCCAAGGUCUACUUCGCUUACUUUACCAACACGUCCAGCUACGAGUACACGGACGUGCCCUUCCACAACCAGUACUCCCACAUCUCCAUGCUGGAUUACAACCCCCGCGAGCGGGCCCUCUACACCUGGAACAACGGCCACCAGGUGCUCUACAAUGUCACCCUCUUCCACGUCAUCAGCACUGCCGGGGACCCCUAG